UUAUAUUAGUGCAGAACACUGUACCUUUAAUUUAAAUGCCCUUGGAGUCUGCUGGGGAAGAGAAAUAAUACUGUCAGUCAGUAUGACAUGCAGAUGAGUGCCGUCGAUCUUAGAAUCACCGCACACUUCACUCAUUUGGGCAGUCACGGGGCACUACGAAGAAGAUGAAGAAGAAGAUGAAGAAGAAGAAGAAGAUGAAGAAGAAGAAGAUGAAGAAGAAGAUGAAGAAGAAGAAGAAGAAGAUGAAGAAGAUGAUGAAGAAGAUGAUGGAAGAAGAUGAUGAAGAAGAAAGAAGAAAGAAGAGG
This is a messenger RNA of Staurois parvus, 305 nucleotides long. NCBI's taxonomy places the organism in Eukaryota, Metazoa, Chordata, Amphibia, Anura, Ranidae. The record is from the annotation of a GenBank genome assembly.